AUGCAGAAACACGUUACCCAGGGGGCAGAAAGGGCAUAUCUGGCUAUUGUGGAUGCUUCCCAGAGGUUACGCCAUUAUUUCUUAGCUUACGAAGUAUGGCUGAUGACUAAGUCCCAUGCCAUCAAGGCUCUGUUGCAGCAACCAAUCCUCUUAGGUAGAAUAUCCCAGUGGUUGUUACAAUUGUCACAGUAUGACUUAAGAAUGGGGACAUCCAGGGCAAUGAAAAGCCAGGCUAUAGUAGAUCUAUUGGCACAGUUUUCGGGAGAAGAAGAAUUCCUGCUAGAUGAUGAAGUUCCGGGGGAAGUAGCCAUGGCAGAAGAGGUCAAAGAACAAUGGGUAAUGAAAUUUGAUGGGUUUUCUACCACCCAAUCAGGGGGAGUGGGAGUAGUUUUGUACCAUGAAGAAGAUAAGGCAGUAACGCUAUCAUUCAAACUAGAAUUCACAUGUUCAAACAACACGGCAGAAUACGAAGCCUACCUAACCGGGUUAGCCACGGCUCUCGAAAUGGGAGUCAAGCACUUAAGGGUAAUGGGUGAUUCGAACCUAGUGGUUUGCCAGGCCAAAGGAAUCUUCUCCCUAAAGGAACCCAGCCUAGCCCCAUACAGGGCAAUGGCCCAGAAGAUGGAGGAGAAAUUUUCAACCUUCGAAAUAGAACAUGCUCCAAGGAACGAAAACCAAUUUGCGGAUGCGUUCGCCGUGCUAGGCUCACAAAUAAUAUUCGAAGGGAAUAACACUAGGGUAGAGGUUAGCAAGAGGGAAGAAUCCAUUAUUGAGGUAUUGAAGGAAAGGUUACUAGAGGAACGGUGCAAAAGGGAUUGGCGGAUCCCUAUGAGGGAAGCCUUGAUGAAAGAAGAAGGUGUCGCAGAACUGAAGGUACUAAAAGAUUAA
This is a messenger RNA of Quercus robur (English oak), 888 nucleotides long. RefSeq lists its product as uncharacterized. The transcript has a single exon. The record is from RefSeq and is a predicted model, not a curated record. NCBI's taxonomy places the organism in Eukaryota, Viridiplantae, Streptophyta, Magnoliopsida, Fagales, Fagaceae. Gene Ontology annotation, molecular function: nucleic acid binding; RNA-DNA hybrid ribonuclease activity. Bases 1 to 888 code for a protein of 295 amino acids.